UUUGCUGGUGGUAGACCCACCGGCCACGGAAUGCUGAUGGCAAAAGCGAAUAGGGAAGAAGUUCGACCUUUAAUUAUUCUGCUUCCCAUUCUAUUUCUUUUCACUCUUCAACCUUAUCUCUCUCUCUCUCUCACACACACACACACACACACACACUCCUCAAUCCCCCAAAACAUCUACUUCAAGAGCUUCUUUGGUUGUAGUAUUUGAAUUUGAGAUUAAUUAAUUUGGAGCAGCUCCCUCUUCAAUCUCCUUUUUGGAUCUGUGUGGCUCAAUUCAGAGGAAGUGCCCAUGGCGGAGGCUGUGGUAAGCUCAUUACUCCUAAAUAUCGGUGCGACCUUAGCUAGUGAAGCAACUAAAGCAGCAACGUCACGAUUGCUAACACGGAUAUCAGCAAUGAAAGGCCUUGUGGAGGAUAUAAGUGACAUUAAGGGUGAGCUUGAGAGCAUGCUAUCCUUCCUACGGAUUGCAGAAAGAUUAAAAGAGAAGGUUGAGAGCACAAAAACCAUCAUAAAACAAACAAGAGACUUGACUUUUGACAUUGAGGAUAUUAUAGAUGAGUUCACAUACAAGCUCGGUGAAGAGCAAGGAGGGGUCCUGCCUAAAACAAUCAAGAGGUGCAGAAAUAUAACAACUUGGCGUCGCCUUAGCAAGAGGCUUAACAAAAUCAAAGUUAAGCUUCGAAACAUUAAGGAACGAAGGGAGCAAUAUGAUACAAGCAGAAUGGAAAAUGAAGCAAGACCUCUAAUAGCUGCUGGCGGUAGCAACAGCCCCGCAGAAUUAGCACAUUUUGUCGAGGAGGAUGAUAUCGUGGGUAUUGACAAGUACAGGGACUUGUUGCUCAGAUGGUUGAAAGAUGAGGAUGAGCAGCAACGACAGCCCAUGAUAAUCUCAGUGUUGGGGAUGGGUGGUCUAGGGAAGACCACUCUCGUGACUCAUGUGUACAAUAUCAUCAAAGCUUCCUUUGAUGCUUGUGCCUGGGUUGCUGUAUCUCAAAGUUAUGAGACUGAUGAUUUGCUUAGGCAGAUCUUAAAAGAGUUGUAUAGGAAAGAUCGUGAGAAAAGAGAAGCACCUAACAACAUUAAUACCAUGGAUUAUAGAAGCUUGGUUGAGACUAUCCGCACUUACUUGCAGUGUAAAAAGUAUGUACUCAUUCUGGAUGAUGUUUGGAGUACUGAUGUACUGGACAAGAUAAAGUAUGCACUUCUGAAUAGUAAUUGCAAGAGUAGAAUAGUUCUCACAACAAGGAUUCGCGAUGUAGCUCUAUUAGCAAGUGAGAACCGUAUGUUUGAGCUAAAGACACUAGAGGCAGAUCAUUCGUGGGAUCUGUUUUGUAAAAACGCAUUUUGGAAAAGUGCAAACAAGAUUUGCCCACCGCCUUUAGAACAAUGUGCUAAAAAAAUUGUCGAGAAGUGUGGUGGCUUGCCCCUUGCUAUCGUAUCGAUAGCCCGUCUCUUAUCAUUUCGAGAAAAAACCGGUUCUGAAUGGGAGAAGGUUUACAAAGAUCUUGAGUGGUACCUAACUAACAAUGAAUCGAAGCUCCGUGAAAAAGUACAUGACAUUUUGAAACUUAGUUUGGACGAUCUUCCCCAUUACCUUCGAAAUUGCUUCUUAUAUUGUUCUAGCUUUCCGGAAGAUUAUCGAUUUCAAAGUGACAGGCUCAUAAGGCUUUGGGUGGCCGAAGGGUUCAUUGAAGAAAGAGGAAUAACGAUGGAGGAAGUGGCCGAGGACUACCUUAACGAACUCGUUCACCGCUGUCUACUACAAGUGGUAUAUAGGGAUGCACUCGGUAGAGUUCAAGAAUGUCGAAUGCAUGACGUCGUUCGAGUCCUCGCUCUUUCCGAGUCAGAGGAGUUAAGUUUCUGCAUGGUCUAUGAGCAUUCAAGGGCAAUGUCGCAGGGAAAUAAAGAACGCCGCUUGUCAAUCAUAUGCAAUAUAACUAAUUAUCGUCCUGAAGACGAAUCUCAUUUGCGUUCAGUACUUGUUUUCAACAAUUCCAUGAGCAAUGAUUUAUUGAAGUCGGUCUUACGAUCAUCAAAAUUUUUACGUGUCUUGGAACUACAAGGAGCGCCGAUCGAGAAACUACCGAGUGAGAUCUGUAACCUAUUCAACCUGCAUUAUCUAGGCUUGCAGGACACAAAAAUCAAGGAGCUUCCAAGAUCAAUCGGGAAGCUACGAAAUCUGCAAAUAUUAGAUACAUAUGGAAGUGAAAUAGAAAAGCUGCCAAAUGAAAUAACAGAGCUUCAAAAGUUGAGACAUCUACUUUUCCCCGGCAAUAUGGAUAAGCACAUCAAGGCACCGGUGGGAAUACGGCGUUUGAAGGGCUUGCAGACUUUAGUAUCAAUUGAAGCAACUGCGGAGAUUGUGCGGAAUGUAGAAGCUUUGACAGAGUUGCGGGAAUUUGUGAUAACCCGCGUAAGAGCCCAUCACUGUGCAGACUUGUGGAAUAGUAUCACAAAGAUGAACCACCUUACUGGUUUAUAUGUCGAAAGUGUAGAUGGGCAAGAAUUACAGCAGUUAGGCACCCUGCGCCUACCUCUGCCAAUUCAAUCAUUACAUCUGUUUGGUGAAUUAGAAAAUAACUCACUCCCUGAGCUUGCCACGUCCUUUGGGUCUCUAACAAACCUAACUGCAUUGUCACUUACAUUUGCAAAAUUGGAUGAAGAUACGUUUCCUUGCCUGCAAGCGCUGCCUGCGUUGAUGCUUCUCCACCUUUAUGAGGCAUAUUACGGCAUGAAGUUGCUCUUCCAAGCAACAUCAUUCCCGAAGCUAAAGGAAUUGGAAAUAGCAGGUGCCCCGAUGGUCAGUCAGGUGGAAAUCGAAAGAGGAGCAAUGGCAAGCCUGAAUAAGCUUUACCUAAACCGUUGUCCAGAGCUAAAGGAGCUGCCCCACGGUAUCGAGUACCUUACCACCCUUCAGGAUUUAGACAUUCGGUAUCCAGCAGAGGAACUUGUUGAGCUGCUUCGAGGAGGAGCAGGAGGAGGAGGAGGAGAAGGCGACCACAGCAAUGACUGGCGCAUGAGGGUUCGCCACAUCCCGAAUUUUACUAUCCGCUUCGAACGAGACGGCGAGGAUGUCACAGAAAGGAUUCAAUGAUUCCAUAUCAUGUAGGUGAGUUUGUGCGCUUUUUGCAAGGCACCGACCGAGCUUGAUGCUUUCAUAUUUUCCGCCUCGGAUCUUCUAAACAAUCCGUGCUCGAGGAAAAUUGAAAAUGAUGAUCGUUAUAUGCAGAUGUUAUCUUAUAUGUGUAUUUUAUUUUAUUUUCAAUGUAUGUGUAUGUAUAAGUGGAUGCAUCAAAUUAGUUGGUGCAUGCAUGCCUUCAGCUAUUCGCAUUAUGUAUUUGGAGAAUGCUUUGUACCCUUAAAAGAUGUAGUUUCACAAAUAUUAAUUGUUGUUUAACAGAUCGAUUAGUGAGAAAAUCUAUUGUUAGA
Molecule: messenger RNA, 3431 nt
Organism: Ananas comosus (pineapple)
Lineage: Eukaryota; Viridiplantae; Streptophyta; Magnoliopsida; Poales; Bromeliaceae
Product: disease resistance protein RPM1-like
Exons: 2
Coding region: 292-3096 (934 amino acids)
Biological process (GO): defense response to other organism
Molecular function (GO): ADP binding
Source: RefSeq, a predicted model, not a curated record